AUGGAUUCCUUUGGUUUUGACUUUGCUGGUGGUGAUUUACUGGAUUUGGGCUCACUUGGAUCAUGGACAAAUAAUACAUCAAUGGGUAAUUCACCAAAUGGUGGUAGUACUGGUGGUGCUUUACCAUUUAGUGUUGGCACACCAACAGGUGUUCAGAGUUUAGGCGACGAUCCUUUUGCUUCAAUGCCUAGUGGGAAUGAUAAUGAUUUUCAUUUUGGUGAUUCACCCAAACCCUCACCCAAUGCACAGAACCAAAAAACCAUGGACAAUACGGCUUCACACUCUUCAGCUCCAGCUUCUGUCUCGUCAUCAACGGCGUCAACUGCUAAUGCGGGUGGCAAUAUGGCUACAAAUUACUUUGGAGCCGAGCUUGAGGCAAGUCGCGCGCCCACUUCGGCCACUUCAGGCACUGCAUCUUCCACAGCGACCACUGCUGGAUCUUCAACUGGAAAUGAUAAAGCCAAGAUAAACGUCAAGAAUGAAACGGAUGCACAGACCCACAAGAAGGAAAAUAGCAGCGCAAUGACAUUGACAUCUGCAUCGACAUCGAAUUCUGCGUCUUCAAGUACCACUAAUGCUGUAGUCUCGUCAUCUGCGUCUGCAUUUGGAAGUAAGGACGGUACAUCUAGUUCGACAGUGGCGAAUACAUUGGAGAAAUCGAAGCCUUCCUCGUUUUCGGCCACAUCAACGUCGUUGCGACCUGCACCAGGCAGCGGUACUGUUUCUUCGGCAUCUAUGAGUAGUAGCAGUGCCGUAAACAAUAGUGCUGCGACGUCGGCACCAUCCACGACGUCAUCUGCGCGGCCACAUAUUGGCAACCAGCAGCAGCAACAACAACAACAGCAGAUGCAGAUGCAGCAGCAAAGACAGCAGCAGUAUGCCAACCAGAUGAUGAUGACUCAACCGAAUGGUCAGCCUCAGCAGUUUGUCGGACAACCGUACCAGCAACAAAUGCACGUGGGUCAGAUGCCUGGAGGUGUAAGCGGUGCUCCCGCUACGAGUGCUGCUGGCCAGUAUAUGGGUGGCCAGCCUGGUCAGGUGUACCGUCCUCCUGCUUCGUCCUAUGAAGAGGAGUUUGCGCGAGUGAAGGCAAUGAUGAUGCAGCAUCUAGAUCUCAUUCCUCCACCGAUGGAGGUGCUGCGUAUUUCGAUGAGCCAGAGUGCUGCCAGUCAGCAGGGCAUGGCUAUAGGUGGGAAUGCUUACAUUCAACAGCGCGGCAAUCCGGCGGUUAUGGCCCGUGGAGGUGCCCCUGGCAAUCCUGCAUACGGGCAGUAUGGAAACCCUAAUGUGAUGAUGGGUGGACCUCAGCAAAAUGUGCCACAGGCUGGAAUGAUGAAUGCAGCGCGAAUGCGCGCAGCGCAAAUAGCGCAGCAGCAGGCGCAACAGCGUGCUGCGGCUGGUCGAACGCCUGGUGGUAGUAACGAUGGACAGACUGCAUGGCAAUCUGAGAAUGAUCUUCCUUUGCGGCGGAAGAUGAUUGGCAAAAUUGUUAGCUUGUUGCAGCAACGAAAACCCGAUGCACCUGCGGAAUGGAUCCGACGGCUGCCGGACAUGGCUAGGAGACUAGAGGAUUCGUUGUACCGUACAGCGAAAAAUCGAGACGAGUACGGGGAUUUUUCGUCUCUUAAGACUCGACUACAGCAUUUGGCAGUGACGAUGGGUGCACGUGCUCAGCACAAGGCCGGUGGAAAUCCUCGUGCUGCAGGCGCGAGCGGCGUACCGGGCAGUACUGGUGUUGCGGCUGGAAAUAAUGCGAUGAUGACAGCCAACGUGCCUCCAGGAAUGGCUAUGAAUCCUGGUGCUGGUAGUAUGGGCCCUCAAGGCCAUGUAGUAGGCAACACGCCUUACGGAAACCGAAUGACUCAGCAGCAGUUGAUGCAACAACAACACUUACAAAUGCAAAUGCAACAGAAUCCUCAGAUGCGGCAGCAGCUUACCCCGCAACAAUUGCAGCAAUUUCAAGAAGCUCAACUGCAGCGACGGCAGCUUCAGAUGCAGCAGGCACAGCAGCAGGCUCAAAUGCAACGCCAAAAUUCGCUGCAACAGCAGCAGUAUCAGCAGAAUCAAGCAUUACAACGUCAGAACUCGAUGCGUCAAAUGCAGCAACAGCAGAUGCAGCAGCAGAUGCAACAACGUCAGAACCCCAAUUAUAUGCAGCAGCAACAACUACUCCAACAACAGCAACAGCAGCAACAACAGCAGCAGCAGCAUCAGCAACAGCAUCAACAGCAGCAGCAGCAACAACAGCAAGCUCAAGCUCGCGCGCAGGCUCAAGCUCAGCGGAGUGGUUCAGCAAACGGUACUGCGAGUCAGCAGCGUAUGAGUGGAGAUAUGAGUCUUGGCGAAUCUUCUGACUUUUUGAAUUUGGACCUGUCGUCGUCGUUGUUGGGAUCUGACGACCUACAGAGCGAUGGUAGUUCAGGUCUAACUGGAGGCGACACAAUGAAAAGUGAAAAUAACGAACCUAGUCAUUUAGCGGGUCAAAAGAGGACGCUUUCUCAAUCUCAGCAGCAAAUGGCAGCAGCGGCAAAUGCGGCUGCAUUCAAGCGGACAAAAGUAGGAGGAGCUAGCGGGCAAGCUGGUGGUCAGCCGGGUGCAGUUUCAAAUCAGCAGCAUUCUGGUGCAUCAAAUUCUGUACCUCAAGUGUCACAGACUGCACAGGCAUCGAUGCAGAAACCCGUGACAAGUUCUAGCGGCGGCUCUUCGAAGACUCCACCUAUGAGUACAGUUAACGCCAAGUAA
Peronospora belbahrii is the source of this 2742-nucleotide messenger RNA. NCBI's taxonomy places the organism in Eukaryota, Oomycota, Peronosporomycetes, Peronosporales, Peronosporaceae. The record is from the annotation of a GenBank genome assembly.